Molecule: messenger RNA, 798 nt
Organism: Babesia microti strain RI
Lineage: Eukaryota; Apicomplexa; Aconoidasida; Piroplasmida; Babesiidae
Product: large subunit ribosomal protein L7Ae
Exons: 3
Coding region: 1-798 (265 amino acids)
Biological process (GO): ribosome biogenesis
Cellular component (GO): ribonucleoprotein complex
Source: RefSeq, a predicted model, not a curated record
AUGCCACCAUCUUCGGCUAAAAAGAACAAAAAAUUACCACCUAAUCCCCUUGGGGAAAAGGAAAAGAAGAGUGUAAUCAAGUUGAGUCCAUUCGAAGCAACUCCAAGAAAUUUUAGAAUUGGAGGAAAUAUACGACCCAGACUCAACUUGAGUAGAUAUGUCAGAUGGCCCAGAUAUAUCAGGAUUCAAAGACAGAGAAAGAUCUUGUUGCAGCGUCUUAAGAUUCCUCCUGCAAUUAACCAAUUUAAGUAUACCAUUGAUAAGAGUCAGUCUGUUGAACUACUGCGAUUUUUGGAGAACUACAAACCAGAGACCAGAAAAGAGAAGAAGGCUAGACUUACCGCUACAGCUGAAGCAUUAGCUAGAGGUGAAACUGUAGCAGCCCCUAAGCGUCCUUACAUGCUAAAAAGUGGAGUAAAUCACGUCACCGACUUGAUAGAAUAUAAGAAGGCUAAACUUGUUGUUAUUGCUCACGAUGUACAUCCCAUUGAAUUGGUGAUAUGUAUCCCUGCCCUUUGCCGUAGAAAGGAGAUCCCCUAUUGCAUUAUCAAGGGGAAGAGUAGGUUGGGCAAACUUAUUAACCAAAAGACAGCAACAGUGGUGGCUUUGGAUAAUGUUAGAAAACAAGAUCAGGCGAAGUUUGAUCAUUUUGUGAAACUGUUCACUGGCAUGUUCAAUGACAAUGUUGAUAUUAGGAGACAGUGGGGAGGUCAUACUAUGGGUAUCAAGUCGCUGCACAAGCAAAUUAAAAACGAUUUACUUAUUUCUCAAGAGCAUUCUAAGAAACUUGGCCUAUAA